AUGCAUGUUGAUUCCAUCUUGUAUCGUACUUAUCAGAUCAAAUCGCGAUGCGAUGUGUUCGAUGCUGUGUUGCCUGAAAACUCUCAAUCGGCGAUAUCGGAUGGGCUGACCGCGGAGCAAACCUUUCGGCCUCGGAUUGCGGAGCUUCUCCUCUCCUCCGUCUUGCAAUUGCGCUUGCCAGAGCGGGUCUGUCCUGGCGAGCUCCCCUUCAUUGAUUUUCCGAUCCGUGCACCGACACAGCAUGUUGUUGCGGUAGACUCACUACCUCCCCUGCAUCUCUCAAUUUCAUCCGAUCAUGGCUCAGCAACCCGACGGCGAGGCCCUGGUCUCGUCCCUCUGGACGAGGUCUCUCCUGGUACGAGGCCCCCUUCACCACUCUAUAUUAACCACUUCCGUCCGAGCUACACGAUUCAUCUUCCACCCAAGCUAACAUAUUGCAAUUGUCAGUCCGGUGCCGUCGCCGGUCUCACCGUCGACUGCUCCCUCUACCCCCUCGACACCAUCAAAACCCGUCUCCAAAAGGCACGCGACACCACCUCCCCCCAAGCUGCGAGGCUCUCCCUCCGUCAAACCGUCCGCGGCAUCUACGCCGGUCUCCCUUCCGUCCUCUUCGGCUCUGCUCCCUCGGCUGCCUCCUUCUUCAUCGUUUAUGAUGGCGUCAAGCGCUCGCUCCUCCCGCCCGCCACCUCCGCGGAGACCCCGUCCCGCGCUCACAUCCUCCUAACCCACUCGCUCGCCUCGUCGCUCGGUGAGAUCGCCGCCUGUGCCGUGCGAGUCCCGACCGAAGUGAUCAAGCAGCGCGCCCAGGCCGGCCUCUUUGGAGGCUCGACUCUCGCCGCCCUCAAAGACAUCCUUGCCCUGCGGCACGCCGCGCCCCCCGGGCCCGACGCAGCCUCGACCCCGAAGCGCGGGUACGCCCGGGUCAUCCGCGAGCUGUACCGUGGCGCGGGCAUCACUAUCGCCCGCGAGAUCCCCUUCACCAUGCUGCAAUUUACCAUGUGGGAGUCGAUGAAGGAAGCCUACGGCGUGCGGUACCUGCGCCGCGAUGGCGGCGACUCAGCCCAGAUUCCGGCCUCGACCAGCGCCAUGUUUGGCAGCGUGGCAGGUGCAAUCGCCGCUGGCCUGACCACGCCGCUGGACGUGAUCAAGACGCGGGUCAUGCUGGCACGGCGCGGCGACGGCAGUGCAGAUGCGCCGGUGCGGGUGAAGGAUAUUGUGCGGGGGAUCGCGCAAGAGGGCGCUGGCGCGUUCUGGCGUGGGAUUGGGCCGCGCGUGGCGUGGAUCGGCAUUGGAGGUGCGGUAUUCUUAGGAAGUUAUCAGUGGGCGUGGAAUACGCUUGAGGGUAAGAAGAAGACUGCGGAGGAGAAGAACUAA
Molecule: messenger RNA, 1374 nt
Organism: Penicillium macrosclerotiorum
Lineage: Eukaryota; Fungi; Ascomycota; Eurotiomycetes; Eurotiales; Aspergillaceae
Product: putative mitochondrial carrier protein (Pet8)
Exons: 1
Coding region: 1-1374 (457 amino acids)
Cellular component (GO): mitochondrial inner membrane
Molecular function (GO): S-adenosyl-L-methionine transmembrane transporter activity
Source: RefSeq, a predicted model, not a curated record